AUGGUGGAAGACAACAGGAACUGUGGCCUUUAUUAUGACAAUGACUGUAUUGAAGAGUUUCUCAAGUUUUCUUUCAUGCCUAUAUUGCGAGAUAAACUUCAUCGGGAAGUAGGAUUGUGGAAUCUCCAUCGAAUUCGAUCUUCAACAAACUUGAAAUUCCCAUCUGGUAGGCCUAAUGUACUAUUCUUUUUCCCGGAAGUGUCUGGUACAAGGAACUAUACAGUGGACGUCGACUUGGACGAAUUGGAUCUUGCAGAGGAGAGAUGCUGCUAUCAACCUCCGCAAAGUGGUUGCUCAUAUGAACUUAUCCAGUUAUCAGAAAUCAUGAGGGGAAAAAAGUUUAUAAUUUCUUCGCACACCUGA
Molecule: messenger RNA, 363 nt
Organism: Pocillopora meandrina
Lineage: Eukaryota; Metazoa; Cnidaria; Anthozoa; Scleractinia; Pocilloporidae
Source: the annotation of a GenBank genome assembly